Messenger RNA from Malassezia japonica, 4032 nucleotides. RefSeq lists its product as uncharacterized. The record is from RefSeq and is a predicted model, not a curated record. The transcript has a single exon. The coding region runs from base 1 to 4032 and encodes 1343 amino acids. NCBI's taxonomy places the organism in Eukaryota, Fungi, Basidiomycota, Malasseziomycetes, Malasseziales, Malasseziaceae.
AUGGUGUCGAACGCGCUGGCCCCGCCGUCCCCUCAGCUGGAUGCGCUCCUGGACCCUCCGGUCCAGGGCGAGAAACGCACCAUUAAAUCACGACUCUCGGACCAGUUCCAGCGCGUGCGCGGCCGCUCGCCGAGCCCCCGUCCGAGCGGCGAGUCGAUGCGGGAGGAGCCUGUGAGCCCUUCCAAAAAGCUCGGUGUGAGCAAGUUGCUUCGCCGCUCAAUCAACCGCGCACGCAGCACGUCGCCGGGUCCGUCGCGCUCGAGCGUCGUGUACGACACAAACGCGCCGGAAUACUACAUGCCCGAGCUGCCCAACUGGCAGCUCUAUGACGGGAGCAGCACGCAGCUCGGCGCGAUGCCACACGGCCAGCCGCCUGCCAGCCGCGAGGUGCCCGAAGGCACCGCGACCGAGGCCGUGUUUGAAGAGUACGCGGACGACGCCACGCAGCACGCCGCCGCGCACGUCCCGGCCGCCGAGUACCAAAUCGCGGCGAACCACACGCAACAGCCGAUGUUUGCCGCCCCGGCGCCGGUCUACCCCCAGGAAGCCCCGCUGUUUGGCCACACGGCACACCGCGCAUCGCGCUCCGGCAUCCCGGCCGCUGCCUUUGGCCGCCAGGCGGAACGUGCGUCGGUCAUUGACACGGUCGUCACGACCACGACCGAGGUCGCCUCGGUGACGGCCAACGAGCCGCUUGUCCCGGGAGAGAGCGCCCUCGAGCAUGUCGCCGAUGCGACAGCCGAUGCGACCGUGAUCGACUACGAGGCGCGCGCCGAGCGCACGCAUCCCUACGAGCCGACGGUGCCCCACGCGGGCAAGCCGUGGAAGUCGUAUGAAGACGAGGACGAGGACGAAGAGGGCGCGGGACGCCUCUAUCGCCGCCGCAUGGCCGAGCCGGUGCCUGUGCGUGCCCCGUCGCAGGAGAAGCCCGCGCCGGCGCGUGGCAACUCGGGCGACUCGGAAACCAAGCAGGAGCGCCUUCUUUCUGCGAUGCAGAAGGCGCCGGAAGGCGCGGGCCUCACCGACCUCAUGAACCGCGUCGUGCAGCCCGGCCGCCAGAGCUGGCUGCGGGGCAUCUGGCCUUCGGAUGGCUCGCGCGAGGCUUCAGAGAGCUCACAACGCUCCGCCUCGGGCGGCUCGCAGGGCGGCAUCAUUUUCCAGGGCGCCGACGCGAGCCCGUCGCUGUACAGCACCUCGAGCAUGGACCGCUUCAGCGCAGACGAGUCGAUGCCCCCGUCGCGCAACGUCAGCGGCGAAGCGGCCGUGGAGCGGGGGCCGACCGCCAUGUCGCGCGGCUCGAGCCACCAGAGCGACGACGAGCGCGAGGCGUUUGAGCGCAAGCGCCGCUCGAUGCUCGAGGCACGCCGCAUCCUCGAGCAGGAGAAGCGCCAGGGAUCUGCCGACUUUAAGGCGAUCGAGGCGCCGCCCCCUGUGCCGUCCAAGGACACGCCGCGCCCAGACUACACCGCGGACCAGGAGGCCGAGUGGCACGCACAGCAAGAGGCCGCGUGGUACGCCCAGCAAGAGGCCGAGUGGCACGCCUACCAGGAGGCCGAGUGGCGUGCGCAGCAAGAGGCGGCGUGGUACGCCCAGCAAGAGGCCGAGUGGCACGCCUACCAAGAGGCCGAGUGGCGCGCGCAACAAGAGGCACAGCUCCACCAGCAGGGCAUGCCGCUGGUCGAGACCGUGUCGCAAGGCACGCCGAUGGGACCGCCGAUGGGCGCGCCCCUCGCCCCGAUGAGCGAGCCGGAUGCGCCGAUGCCCCCGGCCAAGGCGGCGCCGGCCGGUUUCCGCACGCUCGGCAAGCGCAAGGCGCCGCCGUCGUCGAUGCCGCCGCCGCCCGCGCCUGCCGCGCGCCCAAUGUCGAUGCCGCCGACCAACAUGCCACCGCCGCCCGUGCCCGCGCCAAAGGUUGUGCCGGUGCCCGAGCCUGCGACGCCCGCGUCGACCGUCGAAACGGUCUUCGACGAGGACGGCCGCCGCAUGCGCCCCGACGGCUUCGGUGGCUUUGUCACCGUGUUUGACGACGACGACGACCGUGCCUCGAUGCGGACGCGCCCCGAGUCGGUUUCCGAGACGCCCAAGGCGCCGCAGGUCGCGUCGAUGCAGCAGGACUUUACGCGCGCCGACGAGCGCCCGUCGGCCGGCAUUCCCACGCCGUCGGCGCACUUCCAGCAGAACCUGCCCGGCCUCGGUUCCCCGCCGAAGCGGCCGGUGAUGCUGUCGCCGCGCCCGCCCCCCCGCCCGACGUCGCCGCCGUCGCGCAUCGAGCGCCCGCUGAGUGCGCCGGUCGCACCGGCGAGUAAUGCGCCGUUCCAGGUCGCGGCCGAGGUGUACACGACACCUGCGAGCAUGCAGGGUAGCGUGGGCCGCAUGACGUGGACGCCCGAGAUGGCCGAGGCGGCCGCCAAGUAUAUCCAGACGAUGACGACUUCGGCCUCGGGCAUGAAGCUCGAAGGCGAGCGCAAGCCGAGCAUGCGCCCGGCCACCGAGCUGGCCGUGCCGGCUGGCAUGGCCCCGUCGCGCUCCGUCGUCGAGCAGCUGCAGGCGCGCGGCGUCGAUCUCGUGCUCGAUGCGGGCGACGGUAUCGAGCCAAAGGACAUGCCGGUGCAGCAGGCGCUCCAGGAGAUGAUGGUGCGCUUCUACCUCUACGAGCGCCACUCGGUCCCGAUCCUCAAGGAGCUUGACAAGCGCCUCGUCGCGCUCGAGCACUGGUCACUCCUCGAGCGCCAGGCCGACGCACGCCAGCCGGCCUGGAACGAGGAGGCGGUCGCACGCAUCGCCAGCGAGGUCCGCCGCGAAAUGCGCGGCCUGAUGGCUGGCAUCAAGGAGCUGCACGAAUGCCGUCUGCAGCUCCAGUCCCUCACGCACGAGACCGCGACGGUGCACAAGCGCAAGCGCCCGACGUCGAUGAGCGGCCCCGAGAAGCGCAUCGCAUCCGAGGCCAACUCGGUGCGCAUCGUCUCGGACGGCAGCACCGUGUCGACCGCGAGCACUGCGUCCAAGGACGCCAAGGACACGCUCGAGGCGCCCGACACGCCCAAGGCGCCGCACUCGCCGCUCGCUGCCCUCGCGGGGCUUGGGCCGCGGCCCUACUCCCCGGCACCCUUCUCGCCGAUGCCGUCCGAGGCGCCGGAGGCGAAGCCGGUCGAAGCGAGCAACGCCAAGGCCAACGAGAGCCAAGACAAGGCGGCAGCGGUGCCGACGGACACCAAGGAGGCCGCGCCGAGCGAGACCGAGGCCAAGUCCGACAACGGGCCGACGCCCAAGGCAGAGUCGGCAGAGACCGUGCCCAGCACCGAGUCCGAUGCACCUGCGACGCCCUCUACACCUGUUGCGCCUACGCCCUUGUACGAGCCGGUCGCCAAGAAGCCUGUGUACACGGACCGUGCUGCAGAGAGCGGCCUGUUGUCUGCGCUGAUGCGCGCGAACGAGCGGGCGCAUACCCCUCCCCCUCCGACGCCCCGGAUGGAGACGGAGGAUGCAGAGGCCAAGGAGGCCGCAACCAAAGAAGCCGAGGCCAAGGAAGCCGAGGCCAGGGAAGCCGAGGCCAAGGAGGCAGAAGCCCAAGCGGCCGAGGCCAGGGAAGCCGAAGCCCAUGCCAAGGCCCAGAGGGAGGCCGAAGAGGCCCGGAAAGAGGCCGAGGCCAAGGCGGCCGAGGCGGCCGAAGCGGCUGCCAAGGCCUCCCUCGCCGAGCCCCCGUCGGCCCCUCCGCUGCUGGUUGGCGCGCGCACCUCCCCCAGCCACGCACGCAUUGCACGCACGCCCAUGGCCGACGUCGACAACGUCCCCCAAUCUGUUGUUCCCCCUGACACCCCCAAGACGAGCACGCACGCAUCGAGUGCCCUUCGUGCGCGUGCGCAGCGUUACCUGAAGGCCUCCGAGAGCGGCACGAUCGACACCAAGACCCCUGACCCUGCUCCUGAACCGACCGCGACCGAGAACGUUUCGCCCAGCAAGCCGGCCUACCAGCCGUCGGCGCUCAGCGAGUCGCUGCGUCGCCGCAUGGCCAAAUUUGAGCCGGCCGCUUAG